AUGAGGCUGAUGCACAUCACAAGCUACUCCAAGGAGUUGGACAGUUUUGACUUCCCAACAGCAGCAGCUCACUUUAAGCAGCCCAAGGUCCACCGCAAACUCAAGUAAAUUAGAGGCAAAUUAUUGUGUUCGACAGGCCUGGUCCAAGCAAUUCUGCUGGCACCCUAGGCAAGAUCAACAUAUACCACCCCUGUGUCAUGUAUAGUAUAAAGACUUGGAAUGGAUUGAUAGAGUAGAGUAAUUAUGUGUAUCAUGCACAAUUGGUGCAUUUCAGUUGAGUUUAUUCAGUAGCACAUGGAAAAUUAUUUUUUUUUUUGCCAACUAUUCACAUCGGAGAGUUACAAUUGUGCAAUCACUAGGCAGCCAACUGCCUAUUGUAGGAAGCAGAGUUAUCAAUGAGCCACGUAUAUCACACAUGACACCAUAAUAGUUGAAAUUACAAUAAACAUAAUGUAUUAACUUCAUCCAGUAGAACUGUAAAAAGAGUGAGAUAUAAUGUGAGCUUUCCAAACAAGCGCUUUCAUAAAUGCAUGGCGCGGGCCUCAUUUCACAGGAGCAGUGUAAAAUAAGCUUUCUCUUGAACCAGCCUUAACGAAAUGUGUUUAUUUACAGUGUCUUCGGAAAGUAUUCAGACCCCUUGACUUUUUCCACACUUUGUUACGUUAGUCUCUGGAGAGACCUGAAAAUAGCUGUGCAGCAACUCUCCAUCCAACCUGAAAAGUGCUUGAGAGGAUCUGCAGAGAAGAAAGGGAGAAACUCCCCAAAUACAGGUGUGCCAAGCUUGUAGCGUCAUACCAAAGAAGACUUGAGGCUGUAAUCGCUGCCAAAGGUGCUUCAACAAAGUACUGAGUAAAGGGUCUGAAUACUUAUGUUAAUGUGAUAUUUCAAUUUAUUUAUUUUUAAUACAUUUGCAAAAAUGUAUAAAAAACAGUUUUUGUUUUGUAAUUAUGGGGUAUUGUGCGUAGAUUGAUGAGGGCAGAAAACGAUUUAAUCAGUUUUAGAGUAAGGUUGUAAUGUAACAUAAUGUGGAAAAAGUCACGGUGUCUGAAUACUUUCCCAAGGCACUGUAUAUAUCGAAUUUGACAGUCCAACGUCAGUUUGACAAUUUCUUCAUUUUGUGGCUGCCUAGAGCAAUGUUUUACUUUUCAAUAAAGCCUUUAAUGUUGGUAUAAGAGCAUCGUUCUACUUUAUUUUAAUACAGCUUUACAGGCUAUUUUCUAUUCUGUUCAAAUGAAUUACAAUAAUCUAGAUGGGAUUUUGAGCACCGUGGGUCGACACCCUAAUGCGUUACGCACCCAAUGCAUAUGGAUGUCUGGUAAAUUUCUCAAAUGUCCAGGAAAUUCAUACCUUGCCGGUUACGUUGUCUGGCGCAAAAUUUUCCUAACAGAAACCCUGAUCUGCGUGUUUGAGCCCGCACUUGUCAUCAAUGUAGCCUUAGCGGAAGCCGCCCUGUAGAGGCAAUCAGGAUCCGUGUUAACUGCAGGAGACAAAGACCAAUUAGCCUGGUCAACACAAUGACUGUAUAAGAAUUAGGGCCAGGACGAUACCCAGUAUCGCAACAUGUUUCCCAUGCCAACAAUGAAAACACGAAGCAGACCAUAUGCUUUGGUCCUUUAAAAAACAUCUUUCUUUGGUCCUUUUAACCUUCUCUAUUUUAAAUAUUGUGUGUGUGUGUUAUAGCUUAGAAAAUACAUCUGUGACAACAUCAUGAUGUUUGUUUCCAACAUGAAUAAGAAUAGGACAUCAUUAGAGGACAUACACAUCACAUAGUAUAGAAGAACAGCACUACACAGGUAGUCUCAUUACCAGCCCUGUGGCGGCUUCCCAAAUGGCACCCUAUUCCCUGUGUGAUAACAUCUAUCAUGUGAACAACAAUGUGCAGUGUAGGCCUUUGUUUGUGUAUGUGCCCGUGAGUGUGUUUGAAUACACAUCUGUUUAGCGGUUGAGCCCACAUGUGAGUUCAUUUGUGAUGUUAACCUAUAGAGAUUGGAUAACUGGGGUGCCGCCUAUUAAAACUUGACAAAGUGUGUGUUGGUUUUGAGGGAGGUAGGGUGACUCCCACUCAUAAUACCAUGUCUGGUAUUUCUUAAGAAAGGGCACCAGCUAAUGUCAGCCCAAUACCAUAGAAAUAGAACAGAGCAGAUGGCCAACACAACACAAGGUGAUUCCUAUUCAGUCUAGCUGCAGACCUAAUAGUUCUAUGAUGAGGGUCGAAAGCUCAGGCUGGCAUGGCAGACACCAAUCUGGAUGUGUUCCCAAUGUACUUGAGUGAAAGUUGUCAGAAGGUAAUAGGCUUGGCCGGUGUACCGUAUGUACCGUAUACCAGGGUAUUUGGAAAAAGCCUACGGGAUGGUUUUUCAAUACCGUUGAAACUAUUUCUUUGAAGGUUUUUUAAUAAAUGUGAAUAUUUGUAGCUACUUUUGAAGUAAAUACCUGCAGUCAACUUGUGCAAUACGUUAGGAGAUAAAGAAGAUUGCGUGCUUUAUUUCACCUGUCACAUAAUUUUCCAUUAUGACGCUUACUGGUAGUCCCCAGUCACGUGGUGUUUGUUUACAAGCACACAAUGACCAACAGACCGGAGCCUUGUGAGUCACUCACUGUUGUGCAGCAUGUGCCAGGUGAUCUAGUUACAGUAUGGAAUUCACAACUAAAUGUUUGCCAGCUAGAUAUCUUAUAACUAUUAAGUUAACUGUCUAAAAUGUGCUAAAUGCUCUGCAGUUGUGCAUUUGAUUUGCUAAUUUAAUAGCUAGUUAGCUAUCUAUCUAAGUGGUUAGAUUCUUUCUAAAUCAAGCAUUCACUUGGUAACAGCAGAGAAUCCCCUCCUGGAUCAAGAGCCUUGCUGGCUAAUACUUGUUUUCUGCGUGCAGCAAACAAACUGCAAAGUAGCAUUUUUGAGGUACUUGUAUAGUUUAGGCCAGACUGUAUAAAAUCUUCACAAUGCAUUUAGUUAGCGUUCUCUAUUGGAUUAUACAUGUGCUUGUUAGCAUUGCUAACCUUCGGAUUACAGAGUAUCAGUGGAGUUUGAAAACAUACAUAAUAUCCCGUUAUGGCACAAGGUCGGUAUGACAUUCUGGAUACUGCCCAAGUCUAGAACGUAACGAGGGAUGAAAAAUUGAGAGAAAGUAAUCAAAAAGAAGAAAAUGCAGCCAGGGACCUCAGACCCUCUGCCACUCUCUCAGGCCCAGAUCCAAUCAGCUGGCUGCCUCAGGAUGGAUGGAGAGACUGAGAGGAGAGAGUGAAGAAGGGAUGGAGAGGAGGAGGAUUGGAAAGAGAACAAGAGACUGGAAGGGAAAGAUGAAGGGAGAGAUGGAGAGAGAAAAGUGUGGAGAUGGUGUGCAGUAAUGACACUCCAUACUGUGACUUAGAUAAUUGUGUUGAAUUUUUGUGGAAUCCAUAUUAUAGUCCAACAGCAGCUUACACCAGUCCCUGUUUGCACUGUUUUCCAUGUAGCUGUGUGUGUAUGUGUGUCCGCCUUUGUGAGUGAGUGAGUGAGUGAGUGAGUGAGAGAGAGAGAGAGUCUGUCUUUCGCUAAUUGAACCUUUCUCUGUUGAAGAGAAAGCUGAUCACUGAAGUAGAGUCCUGCAUUGGUCCGUUUUUUUGGAGCCGAACCUGCCCCGCGCCGGCCACAUACAUUCCGAGUCACACCCGAUAUCAGGACAUAUUUUUCUCACCAACCCACCUGCAUAGAAUUAAUUGUUCCCGAGAGCCGAUCCGUGACCCGCCAAAUAACAUAAUUAAUUUAAUUGUUUUUAUGACUCCAGAAUAGUAGGCUAUUAUUCCCCGCCCUGCAUAAAUGAGUCUGCCUGUCUAUUCAACAUUUGGAUAAAAGGAAACAAUUUCAUGAAAUUAAGAACAAUAUAUUUUUUUUUUUACAAUGAGAAGCAGCACAUUGACAACUCAAAUCGCUUUGAAAAAGAGCCUUGUAAUUAGACUUCUUACCUAAUGAAAGCCUAUACCAGACAUAACAAAACAAUACCUUUACAUUCAAUAUUGUUUAGAUAAUCAAAUACUCUAUCUUUGUGAUUCUUGCGGUCAAUUUGCAGUGUACAAAAAUCUAGGAGUGCUGGCUCAGAGAGAUGAGGCGUGUGUGUGCUCCUCUGUUUGUGUCUUCUCCUGAAGGAUGACUUUAUAAAGCCGUUGAACAUGUCGAGCCUUGGUUGUGUUGUUCAGUGGCCUUUGACCUGUGACCCUCAGGCUCUAGGUGGCUGCUGAUUGGCUUCAGAUGCUGGUGUGUGGGACAGUCAUUAUGGGUCAUGUCUGCUAGUUUGGAAGCACAGUUACAGAGAUCAUGCAUCUUAUUUCUGGCUUAUCUUUGCGGUUGUGUAGCCUAAUUAGAGUAGAAUGCAAAAAUAGGAAGUGAGGAACUUACCCAAAAGCUUUCCGUAGUUGUGUGCAAGUCUGUGUGAUCUUCAGCACCACCUGGCGGUUGAGAUGCUGCCAUCACCAGGACAUUCAUUGGUGUAGCCUGACACCUUGUGGCAAAGAUGUGCAUGUGCAAUUGUAGUGUGAUUCUGCCAUAAACCUGUCAAAAAUCUGAAAUCCCCUAAUCUCUAAAUAAAAAAUAUAAAUCCUUGCUUGUAGAAUUUUUCAGAUCCAUAACUUCAUACCAGAGGAAUUAGUGAGCUAAUCUAGGUGUGUAUGUUCUUGAUUGAUCAAGUGUGUAAUGUGUAACUGUGUUUAAUGAAGUGAUCUAUUAUUGUGAUAUUGAUCUACCUGUAGCCUAUUCCCCUCUGUCCUCUUGUGAUCAAUGAUUAAUAAUGACCUUUGUAGAGACGAUCCCUGUCUGAUCCUAAUUGAUCCUUUCCUCUCUCCCCCACUCCCUCUCUCUUUCUCUCCUUCCGUCUGUCUCUUAAUCCCUCCCUCGAUCUCCCCGUCUCCCUCAUUGUCUCUCUCUUCCCCGUUCAAUCUCCCCAUUUCUUUCUUUCACUCGUUCUCUCAACCCCCCCCGUACAGAAACUCAAACGGCUGAUUCCUGAUGAGGUAGGUUGUGUGUGUACCCACAUCCCAGUCAUAAUCAUCUGACUGUCUUUGUCGCAUCUCAUCUCACCCUGUAGUCCACUACUAACCCAUGCCCAUCCAUCCAUACCACACUACAACCCCCAUGAGCCUGGUUGCAGUAACACCCCAUAAUAACUCAACCAUGUUGUCUUUACUACUCACCCUGGUUGUAUGGACAGAUACUGUUGGACGGUGCCUGCCUGUCCGUCUGUGCCGCCCUGGCUCCCCCUCAGUGAUCGGUCUGAGGGGUAGGCCUAGGCUACAGGUUCGGUCUGGGGUGGAGGUUGGUUCCAUCCAUGCUUCCCAGAGCUGCUGUCUUAUUGUGCUGCAGCUUGCCAGUGCUCUCUGGUGUCUCUGCGCUGAGAGCAGCUAAGCAGCUACACAGGCAAUAAUCAAUGCUAUACACUAUAAUGAGAAAGGUUAAGACUCCACAGUAGGGUUGGGCGGUAUCCAGAUUUUCAAAUCGUCAUACUGUCCUCUCGUCGCGGGAUUUACGGUAUUACCGGCUUAGCACACAGGGGGGCGCCAAAUAAGGCAAAAAAGCCCCAUUGGGCGUCUAUUACCAGAAUGCUAACGAAAUUAGCCCAAGUAAUAGCGAAUUUCUAUGGUGGCUGCUAGGUAAAUAUGCUAUAGAGCGCAAAUUAAAAUUAACUAAUUGCAAAGACAGGCAAUCCAGCUCAUGAAGUUACACGCAUGGCCAAAAGUAUGUGGACACGCCUUCUAUUUCAGCCACACCUGUUGCUGAUAGGUGUAUAAAAUUGAGCACACAGCCAUGCAAUCUCCAUAGACAAACAUUGACAGUAGAAUGGCCCAUACUGAAGAGCUCAGUGACUUUCAAUGUGGCAUCGUCAUAGGAUGCCACCUUUCCAUCAAGUCAGUUCAUCAAAUGUCAACUGUAUGUGCUGUUAUUGUGAAGUGGAAACGUCUAGGAGCAACAACGGCUCAGCAGCGAAAUGGUAGGCCACACAAGCUCACAGAACAGGACUGCUGAAGCGCGUUAAAAUCGUAUGUACUCGGUUGCAACACUCACUACCAAGUUCCAAACUGACUCUGGAAGCAACGUCGGCACAAGAAGUGUUCAUCGGGAGCUUCAUGAAAUGGGUUUCCAGGGCCGAGCAGCCGCACACAAGCCUAAGAUCACCAUGCACACUGCCAAGCGCCGGCUGGAGUGGUGUAAAGCUUGCUGCCAUUGGACUCUGGAGCAGUGGAAACGUGUUCUCUGGAGUGAUAAAUCACACUUCACCAUCUGGCAGUCUGAUGGACGAAUUUGGGUUUGGCGGAUGCCAGGAGAAAGCUACCUGCCCCAAUGCAUAGUGCCAACUGUAAAGUUUGGUGGAGGAGGAAUAAUGGUCUGGGGCUGUUUUUCAUGGUUCGGACUAGGCCCCUUAGUUCCAGUGAAGGGAAAUCUUAACGCUACAGCAUACAAUGACAUUCUAGAUGGUUCUGUGCUUCCAACUUUGUGGCAACAGUUUGGGGAAGGCCCUUUUCUUUUCAUCCUUUGGGAUGAAUAGGAACGCCAACUGCUAGCCAGGCCUAAUCGCCCAACAUCACUUGUGGCUGAAUGGAAGCAAGUCCCCGCAGCAAUGUUCCAACAUCUAGAUUUUACAUUUUAGUCACUCUUAUCCAGAGCAACUUACAGUUAGUGAGUGCAUACAUUUUCAUCUAGUGGAAAGAGUGGAGGCUGUUAUAGCAGCAAAGGGGGGACCAACUCCAUAUUAACGCCCAUGAUUUUGGAAUGAGUUGUUCAACGAGCAGGUGUCCAGAUACUUUUGGUGUGUAUACUGUAUAUCAAUCAAUCAAUCAAUUUUAUUUUAUAUAGCCCUUCUUACAUCAGCUAAUAUCUCGAAGUGCUGUACAGAAACCCAGCCUAAAACCCCAAACAGCUAGUAAUGCAGGUGUAGAAGCACGGUGGCUAGGAAAAACUCCCUAGAAAGGCGAAAACCUAGGAAGAAACCUAGAGAGGAACCAGGCUAUGAGGGGUGGCCAGUCCUCUUCUGGCUGUGCCGGGUGGAGAUUAUAACAGAACCAUGCCAAGAUGUUCAAAAAUGUUCAUAAGUGACAAGCAUGGUCAAAUAAUAAUCAGGAAUAAAUCUCAGUUGGCUUUUCAUAGCCGAUCAUUAAGAGUUUGAAAACAGCAGGUCUGGGACAGGUAGGGGUUCCAUAACCGCAGGCAGAACAGUUUUAAACUGGAAUAGCAGCAAGGCCAGGCGGACUGGGGACAGCAAGGAGUCACCACGGCCGGUAGUCCCAACGUAUGGUCCUAGGGCUCAGGUCUCUCAGUUGGCUUUUCAUAGCCGAUCAUUAAGAGUUGAAAACAGCAGGUCUGGGACAGGUAGGGGUUUCGUAGCCGCAGGCAGAACAGUUGAAACUGGAAUAGCAGCAAGGCCAGGCGGACUGGGGACAGCAAGGUGUCAUCAUGCCCGGUAGUCCUGACGUAUGGUCCUAGGGCUCAGGUUCUCAGAGAGAAAGAGAGAACGAGAGAAUUAGAGAGAGCAUACUUAAAUUCACACAGGACACUGGAUAAGACAGGAGAAGUACUCCAGGUAUAACCAACUAACCCCAGCCCCCCGACACAUAAACUACUGCAGCAUAAAUACUGGAGGCUGAGACAGGAGCGGUCCGGAGACACUGUGGCCCCAUCCGAAGAAACCCCCGGACAGGGCCAAACAGGAAGGAUAUAACCCCACCCACUCCGCCAAAGCACAGCCCCCGCACCACUAGAGGGAUAUCCCCAACCACCAACUUACAAUCCUGAGACAAGGCCGAGUAUAGCCCACAGAGGUCUCCACCACAGCACAAACCAAGGGGGGGGCGCCAACCCAGACAGGAAGAUCACGUCAGUAACUCAACCCACUCAAGUGACGCACCCCUCCCAGGGACGGCAUGAAAGAGCACCAGCAAGCCAGUGACUCAGCCCCUGCAACAGGGUUAGAGGCAGAGAACCCCAGUGGAGAGGGGAACCGGAGUGCAUUUGGAAAGUAUUCAGACCUCAGAAAUAAAUAACAUAUUAUACAGUAUUAUUUUGUAUAUCUAUCAAUACACACAAACACACACACACACACUCACAUACACACUGCAUUCGGAAAGUAUUCAGACACCUUCACCUUUUCCACAUUUUGUUAGCUUACAGCCUUAUUCUAAAAUGUAUUAAAUUGUUUUUUUCCCCUUAAUUUACGCACAAUACACCAUAAUGACAAAGCAAAAACAGGUUUUUAGAAAUGUUUGCUAAUUUAUUAAAUACAUAAACUGAAAUAUAACAUUUACAUAAGUAUUCAGACCCUUUACUCAGUACUUUGUUGAAGCACCCUUGGCAGCGAUUACAGCCUCGAGUCUUCUUGGGUAUGACGCUACAAGCUUGGCACACCUGUAUUUGGGGAGUUUCUCCCAUUCUUCUCUGCAGAUCCUCUCAAGCUCUGUCAGGUUGGAUGGGGAGCGUCGCUGCACAGCUAUUUUCAGGGCUCUCCAGAGAUGUUCAAUCGGGUUCAAGGCCUGGCUCUGGCUGGGCCUCUCAAGGACAUUCAGAGACUUGUCCCAAAGCCACUCCUGCAUUGUCUUGGCUGUGUGCUUAGGGUCGUGGUAUGUUGGAAGGUGAACAUUGCCCCAGUCUGAGGUCCUGAGCGCUCUGGGGUAGGUUUUCAUCAAGGAUCUCUCUGUACGUUGCUCUGUUAAUCUUUGCCUCGAUCCUGACUAGUCUCCCAGUCCCUGCCGCUGAAAACAUCCCCACAACAUGAUGCUGCCACCACCAUGCUUCACCGUAGGGAUGGUGGCAGGUUUCCUCCAGACUUGACGCUUGGCAUUCAGGCCAAAGAGUUCAAUCUUGUUUUCAUAAAACCAGAUAAUCUUGUUCCUCAUGGUCUGAGAGUCUUUAGGUGCCUUUGGCAAACUCAGAGCGGGCUGUCAUGUGCCUAUUAACGCCCAUGAUUUUGGAAUGAUACUUUUGGUGUGUAUACUGUAUAGAGUAGUGUAUACUGUACUGAGGAGUGGCUGCCUCCAUUUUUAAGAAUGAUAGAGGCCACUGUAUUCUUGGACCUUCAAUGAUGCAGAAAUGUUUUGGUACCCUUCCCAAAAUCUGUUCCCCGUCACAAUCCUGUAUCCUUCGACCUCAUGGCUUGGUUUUUGCUCUGACAUGCACUGUCAACUGUGGGACCUUAUAUAGAGAGGUUUGUGCCUUUCCAAAUCAUGUCCAAUCAAUUGAAUUUACCGAAGGUGGACUCCAAUCAAGUUGUAGAAACAUCUCAAGGAUGAUCAACGGAAACAGGAUGCACCUGAGCUCAAUUUCGAGUCUCACAGCAAAGGGUCUGAAUCCUUAUGUAAAUAAGGUAUUUUAGUUUUUUAUUUGUAAUACAUUUGCAAAAAUUCGUCAACCUGUUCGCUUUGUCAUUCUGGGGUAUUGUGUGUAGAUUGCUGAGGAUUAUUUUUUUGUUUAAUCCAUUUUAGAAUAAGGCUGUAAUGUAACAGAAUGUGGAAAAGGUCAAAUGGUCUUAAUACUUUCCGAAGGCACUGCGGGGAGGAGCAACCAAAUUUAAUUUUUGGUGAUUUUGGACAUUUACAAGCAAAUGUGAAUGAGCGACAUUGUGGAAAUGUACAGUGUUUUGACGCAUGCUUGUCUGAAGGAAGAAAAGUACUGGCUCUGGAGCUGCAUGUGUAGGCCUGCAUGCUGUUUCUGUGUGGAGUCUGGAGUCGCUAAGGCAAUGGGCCUGCUCGGUUAGUGCUAUCGGGAAUCCUUGGGAUGUCCCUACCCUAAACCAUAACCAUAAUCCUUCCCUAACUUUAACCCUUACCUAACCCUAAACUUUUUAAAUGUCAACGUCAAUGGGGUAGGGACGCCCCCAGGAUCCCGGAUAGCAUGGACCCUGCCUGCUCUAAUCUGAGAAGGGGGAGGAGCAGACGGGCAGAGAAUGGAGAGGAGAACAAACGCAAGAAAAUUGAGAGCCAGUACUGUUAAAAUAACUAAUCCAAAGGGCUUUGACUUCUCAAACACGGCAGAAAGCUAACGCAGUGAUGCCCCGUCACCUUAGUAAUUCAGCCACUUGUCAUCUGAUGAAAAUAAAGCUAUUUUCUACCAAAUGUGUUGCACUAACGUAUUUUAUGUGAAGGAAAACUAUAGUUGCACGCCCCUGAUCACUCUAUUGAAGCAAUAUAAAACGCGAGCCCUGUCAAUAGGCUACACAGCUGGACUCACCUGCUCCCACUUUCUCCCGUUGUGCUAUUUACAAACAAACACGUGACUGGCUCAACUGUCGUGGGCAACCACGGUAAGCUUCAUUAUGGAAAAUAAUGUGGUGGGUGAAAUGAAGAACGCAUUCUGCUUUAUCUCCUAAUGUAUUGCAUAAGUUGAAUGCAGGUAUUUACUUAAAGUAGCUACAAAUAUUAAAAUGCAUUGAAAAACUUAAAAUAAAUAGUUUCAACGGUAUUGACGAUAUUGAAAAACCAUCUGGUGGCUAUUUCCAAGUACCCCGGUAUACGGUAAUAUACAGUAUACCGCCCAAGCCUAUUUCACAGACAUUGUCAUAAGAGGCCAACAAUAAGUAGCCUACUCUUUGGAGGGAACUGGGAUGAUGAUGACAUCACCCUGUGAUCCUGCUUAAUCUUAUUCUAGCACACACAGCAAUGAAGCUCAAGGUGUUUGAGUGAUAUUUAGUAAUUAAUGACGUCUGAACGUCCACUGGAAUCUGAUGAUGCCCAAUCCCAAAUCAAACUUUUUGCCCUGACCUAUCCAAUCCACAGGGUUGGGGUUGAACUGGAAUAACCCUCAUAUCUCCCUGUGUGACCUCUCACCUCUAACCACUGUCUAUUGACCCUCUGCAGUUGGAGCGUUUCACCAGCAUGAGGAUGAAGAAGGACAAGGAGAAGCCUCAUGCAGCCGGGCAGCGCCACUCCAACGCUGCCCACUACGAGGUUCCUGCCCAGGGGGCUAUGCUGCAUGACCACCCUGACGAAUACGUCCUGGAACUAUUCGAACAGAUGCUGGUGAGAGGAGAGAUUUAAACAGAGAGAAUUAAUGUCUGCUAAGUGUGGACUAUAGGCUAUUUGUGUCUCUUUUGGGGAUGCUGACUUAAAUGUAUUUUUCUCGGUCUCCCCUCCAUCCCUCUCUCUAUCUCCUCCCUCUCUCUCUCCUCCCCCUCUCUCUCUCCUCCCUCUCUCGCUCUCCCCUCCCUUUCUCGCUCUCCCCUCCCUUUCUCGCUCUCCUCUCCCUUUCUCGCUUGUUCUCCUUUCUCUCUCUCUCUCUCUCUCUCUCUCCCUCCCUCUCUUUCUCCCUCCUCUCUCUCUCUCUCCAGGUGGAUAUGAACUUGAAUGAGGAGAAGCAGCAGCCUCUGCGGGCGAAAGACAUCGUCAUCAAACGAGAGAUGGUGUCUCAGUACCUCCACACGUCCAAAGCCGUGAGUAACAAAGGUUGAGGUACUGGGAUAACAAUCAGUCCCACCUGUAUAACAUCCACAGUAGACUUAGAGCAGCGGUAACUAGUCCUCCUUAUGUGCCCAAUAUACUAAUACCAUUUGUGUGUGUGGGAUAGGGUCAGAACCAGAAGGAGAGCUCCAAGUCAGCCAUGAUGUACAUCCAGGAGCUGAGGACGGAGCCCAGAGACGCACAGCUCCUGGGCUGUCUGGAGUCACUCCGGGUCUCCCUCAACAACAACCCUGUCAGCUGGGUGCAGAACUUUGGAGACGAGGGCCUGGUUCUGCUGCUCAACAUCAUGAGGAAAAUCCAGGAGGAGAAGGACGAGUACCCGUAAGCCCUUUUACCUCCCUCUUAACCUUCUCAACCCUUUUACCCUAACCCCAACUCCAGGAGGAAAGAGACGAGGACCUGUAAGUAGGGCCCUAUAAAAUCAGUUAAGUUUAGUCUGAUUAAGUUUUUUCCCCAAAAUUCCUUUUCUCAGUUUAGUUUUUCCAGGUUUGCGUUUUCACUCUAGAAAAACAACUAAAUUGUACGUUCUAAGUCCACAACAAUGUUUAAACCACAUUAGAAGACUUCUUUUGAGGUCUGGGAAAAUUUAUGAGAAAUUUAGAUUUUUGGGUGUAGUUACCCUUUAAUUACAGUGCACACCUAGCAAGAGACUGUUGUUUAGCGUUUUUGUAGCGCACAUAUGAUUGUAGAGUUUGCACAACAAAUACCCACUGGAUUGAUGCAAAUAAUCAUGAUAUCAUUCUGUCAGGUAAGCAUAGGCUACUUUGUAGUUAACAUUUAAUUGAGAAGCUUUUUGGGAAAGCCUUUCCAUCUACCAGACGUUUUUUCAUUAGCAUCAUCGCUAACGGCUACACAAAGUGGUAGACCCGCGCACUGCACACACACACGGGGGCAUUCUCGUUGCCUCUUCAGAACGUUGCAGGAAAUACAAAUCACUGGUGCAUUCUGUUCAUGUCGUAUGAUAAACUUGGGCAAAUACAUUUAUUUUCAAUAAAUAUAGUUGAUUCUCUAUGAAGUUCAAUGCAUUUUUGAAUAUUGUUGAAUUCCGGUUUAAUGUUUGGAUUCCGUGAUUCCGUCCGCGUUCUCCAGAUGGCGGAUUUUAUAGGGCCCUACGUAAGACAUCAACACCCUCUUACACCAUUUUACCCCCCUCAGCCCUCUUAUUCCUAUAACCCAUUACCCGCUGCAGUAGAUUUGCUACUCACUUGUUUUGUUUGUAAACCCCUUAUGUACAGUAGCACACCUUUUCUCUCUCUUUCCUCCGGUUAGAAACAUGGGCAUGAAGUGUCAACACGAGAUUGUGCGCUGUCUCAAAGCCUUCAUGAACAACAAGUACGGUCUGAAGGCCAUGUUGACGUCUGCCGUGGGCAUCCCUCUGCUGGUCCGAGCCAUCAACCCCCGGGUCCCUCACAUGAUGGUGGAUGUGGUCAAACUGCUCUCGGCCAUCUGCAUCCUGGAACACCCUGACAACCUGUAAGUGUCCGUUUAGGUGUGUGAGUGAGGAAGUGUGUCUGUGAGCGGGAGAAUGUGUCUGAGAGCGAGCGAGAGUGUGUUUGUGUGUGUACGUUUCUGUGUAUUAAUAUGGAACGCUCUCUGCAGUCAUGAGCGUGUUCUGGAGGCCAUCACUGAGGAGGCGGAAAAGCUGGACAUUGAGAGGUUUCAGCCACUCCUCUCAGGUAUGAAUAAGCCCAACAUCGCCCUGAAGAAUGGCUGUAUGCAGCUCAUCAAUGCUCUCAUCAGUCGAGGAGAAGAGCUGGACUACAGGAUCCACAUCCGCUCAGAACUACUGAGACUGGGCCUACGGGACCUGCUGACGGUGAGUCACACAGACACACACACAGAUUCCAAACACUCAUGUUUACCUGUAGGUUCAGGGAAGUUCAGAUUUUUAUUGAACCUUUCUCUCUUCCCCUUCCUCUCCUAUCUCCCCCCCCUUGCUCUCCCUCCCUCCCCCUGUCUCCCUCCUCCCUGGGUCCUGUAGGAGAUUCGGACCAUUGAGAAUGAGGAGCUGAGGGUGCAGCUCAGUGUUUUUGACGAGCAGGCCGAGGAUGACUCUGAUGAACUCCAGGCCCGCCUCAACGACGUGCGCAUCGAGAUGGAAUAUCCUUCCACCUCAGAGAGGCUCAAAAAGUCCCUCUAUGAAGGGCAAGUUACUUUGGUUCAGAUGUUAAAGUGAUACGAGUUUAUAGUUGGCUGUGUCUCAAAUUGUACUCUAUUCCCUAUAUAGUGCGCUACUGUUGAUCAUGGUCUAUAGGGUAGUACACUAUAUAGGGAAUAGGGUGCAACCUACCAGUCCAAGGUCACUGUUGUCUUCUAACGUGCAUUCCUAUAUUUCACCACCAGGUGGCUCCAAGGUGCCAUAAUAGUUUCUCACACAAAAGCACAAGGAUUUCUACAGUGCUUUUAUUUUACCGUGUUGAUUGCUUUGGCUCUGAUCAUCAUGACUGAGAUACAUUUGAUCACAGUAAUAAACUGAUCAGGAAGCUAUUUAGCAUUUGAUCAGAUACUGACACCAAUCAUUAACAGAGUUGUAUAUAUUUGCUGCAUAUCCAUCACAAUAUAACACAAUGACUACUGCAUAUACAGUGGUAGUAAACUAUAUUGGAUCUAUGUUACUGUAGAUUGGGUUGCCUCUAAACAAAAUAGUAUAUCUUAGUAGUAGGAGCAGAAUGAUUCAGUGCGUUGAUGAUGCUGUGGAUUUACAAGUGUUCCUAUUUGACCGCUCUCACAACUUGAGGUUGUGGUCCUUAACCGUGCGGUCGUACUGACGUGAUGGAGGUGUUCCAGAUCCUGAUGAACACGGUCAAAGACUCCAAGGCUGAAACACACUUCCUAUCUCUGAUGCAGCACCUGCUGCUGGUUCGCAAUGACUACAUGGUCAGGUAAGGGACAUAAUAUCACACGCACCUGCAUUACAAUCACGGUUAGGUUAAAACCACAACGGUCACUUCAGCAUUGACUGUAAAUGCCUAGAAACAGUGAAAGAAGUUUAGACCUCUUCCACUCCCCAUGAUCUCACAACCUUUACCCUUUGACCCUGACCCUUGCCUUUUGUUCUCCGCUCUACUACCAUGUGACUCAGAAUAUAUAUUGUUGUUGUGAUGACCUGGAGGCCACCUAUUGCAGCUCUCUCGCCUCUUUCUCUGCUACUGUUUCUGGAUUUCUCUCUCUCUUACUCACUCACUCACUCACUUCCUUUCCGCUCUAUCUCUCUCCUUUUUCUACAACUUUUUCUGGAUCUCUCUGGACCUCUUCUCUUUCCCCCUUUCCGCUCUAUCUCUCUCUGCUUUUUCUACAACUGUUUCUGGAUCUCUCUGGACCUCUUCUCUUUCCCCCUUUCCGCUCUAUCUCUCUCUGCUUUUUCUCUCCAUUCCCUCUGUUUGUUUUCUCAGUGCGUCAUUUCAAAGCUGUGAAAUUAAUACAUGCAAAAGAGAUUUUAAUAGAAAUGAGCAGAGUCUCCUCCUAUCUCCAUAAAUAUGCUAAUGCAUCCAAAGCCAGUGAGCUUUCACUGUGGAGAGAGGGGUAGGGCGAGGGAAAGAGAGAACAUCGAGGGUGGAAUGAAAGAGGAAAAGAGAGGAGAGAAUACGCUAUAGGGGUAUGCGACAAACACACACAGUUAUUUCCUUAUUUUCAGGGUACAUUUCUAGGAACAGUACAUUUUACAGCUGCAAUUUCCUAGAAUCACUCAGUUACACACAGAUCUGAGUUGAGAUUUCAGUAUUGUUGCCGGUCCAGUGUUCCUAGAAUGGAUUCUGACAGGCAGGAAAUUGUAGUGGCGCUGGGAGGAGGGAGGGGAGAGCGAGAGGUAAUAAUCGUAUGAGUCAUGGAGGGUUUACAAUGCAAUGACAGCCCCCUCCAGCCUCCACCCUCACCCCUGGAUGUGGACCUGACCUCCCCAUGUAGCAGUGUCUGACCCCCCUCCCCCCCCCCCCUCCCGCUAAUCCCUCUCUCUUUCCCCUGUCUUUUUCUCUCUCUGUCUCUCUCUCUCCCUGCCUUACUGUAAUGGCCUUGGCUGAAUAGAGUGGUUCUCCUCCCUCUCUCCCCCAUUUCCCCUCCAGGUCAUACGCCAUCACACAAUGGAGCUGGACCAUAAUGGAGUCCUGAGAGACGGAGGGAGGGAGGGAGGAAAGAGAGGGAGGGAGAAAUUGGAAAUUAUAGAGCAAGAGACAUGGUGGGGGAGAGAGCGAGGGAGAAAGAGAUGCUAGCAUGGAAAUUAGAGGGAGAGAAAGAGAGCGAGAGGGGUUGGCUAUAGAGGAAUGAUGUUAGGCUGGGAACAAAACACUCGGUUUCACUCUCCACUACAUGGUUCAAUCUAUCCUUGAGUUACACACUGUCUGAACAGGGAAAGGAAUGAUGAGAAUGGCCAACAGUGAAGGACUAUGACACACAGGCAGAGGGAAGGACAUCUCACAUGAGACAGCUGGCAAGAUAUCGAUACCUUUAUUGACCAAUCACAAGUCAAUAAACCUAAGUUUGCUUAAGUAUAGGAUGCGCUUUCAUGACAACAGCACUAAUUACAAGGUUAUCAGGGAUUUUAGGAAUAUAUUUUUCCUAGUUUGUUUUUAGAAACAGACACUAGAUGUCUCUCUCGCUCCACCAAUUUAAAUCUGAGUUUGUAAAAAAGAAAUGGUGAAAUGGAGGAGAGAGAGAAAAGGUAGGGGGUAGAGUGCUAGAGUUGGGGAAUAAAUAAAGUAUUGAGUUUUUGACUGGAGCAUCACAUUGGGUCACAAAAUCAGACACCUCCAAAAUUGAGUGUCUGUGUGAAACCAACGACAUCAGACAAGGAGUGUGGAGCAGAACACACACUGACACACACACACACACACUGACACACACACACUGACACACUCCUACACCUUGAUAUAAAGAAAAGGCGCCACUCCUAUUUUCACAGCUUCAUAUGGACACCUGCGCUCCCAUUCACUCAGGCACACACUUGAAUGCAUGUAUGCACACACUGGCCCAGACAUUGUCCCACGCGUUUUUGAUCUGUAUAUACCCACACAUUCUCUUUCUCGGUCUCUCUCCGUCUCUUUGUUUCUCUUCCUAUUCCAUCCAUCUCCCAGAUUUACGUUCAAUUGAAUUUCACACUCUUUUUCUUGCUCUCAAAUUUCACUGUCUUCCACACACACACACACACACACACACACACACACACACACACACACACGGCCACAAUUACAUUGAUUCUCUCGCUCUGUCUUCCAGGCCCCAGUACUACAAGCUGAUAGAUGAAUGUAUAGCUCAGAUCGUGUUGCACAGGAACGGAGCCGACCCAGACUUCAAGUGCCGCAAUCUCAGCCUGGAUGUUGAGGGGUUAAUUGGUAAGAGACACACACUCCAUAGAGUGCCUUGCACACAUCCACGCACACACACGGAACGCUGUUCUACAGCUACCACAAGGGGGAACCAGAGAGGGAAUGUGUACAUUUUCCGGAGGUGGGGUCGUAUUAUUUCAGGUGAUUGUAACCAUGGUGUAGUCUUACGACUUGGUGCAUAGAGAACAUGGAACUAGACAAGGGGAACAGGUGUGAUUGUUGAGUUCCUCUAUUGUUCAGUCACCUGAUCAGACCAAAGGAACUUGCUGUCUCAGCUCACAGCUCCAGUCUACAAUCUCUCUCUCUCUCUCUCUCUCUCUCUCUCUCUCUCUGCAGGAGGCUCUAAUUGCACUGCUUCUAAAUGCGUACCCACAUGCUGGCCUCCUUUAAGGUUGCUGUUAUUAUCGGUGGAAAGCAGCCCAUUGCUGCCUUGCAUGCAUUAUUUCGUGUUUUUCUUUGAACUCUGGAAAUUGUGCACACAGGUUUUUUCUAUUAGAGGCUUGUCCCAUUUAGCCCGGAUCUGACGACGGAGUGGACUCAUAACACACUCUUCCAACAGUCUCCCUCACAUACAACACAACUUCUCCCUCUCCUCGCUAGUGUUUUCUCUCUUCUCUCCCAUCCACUAUUUUCUAUUCAUCAUUCUUUCUCUUUUUUCUCACCGUUCUCUCCUUGUCUUUUCUUUACCUGUUUGGAUUUUUCUCCAUUUCUCAACUUUUUCUUUCUCUACUGCUGUUUCUGGAUUAGUCUCGCUCUCGCUCCAUUUUAUCUCUCUCUUCCUGUUUUCUCUCUUUCUAUUUCUCUCUCUCUCUUUCUCUGAGAGCUGUGCCUUGUUGGUCGCGCUCUCUCGGCCAAUCCCCAUGUAGCCUUCCCUUCGACACCAAGCAUACGUUUCUGCACAUGCUCAGCCUACCCCCGGGACCCCUUACCACCUGUAGACUCCAGUCCCACCAACAACCCCCUCCUAUUGGCCAAAUAGACAUUCCUUGACUCCACCCCCUGCUUAUUGAGCCACCCUGAUAGGUCAGUCAGAGGUUCCGUCUAGGGCUGUGACGGUCAUAGAAAUCUGGAUGACGGUUAUUGGUCUUUUAUUUCUUUUUUACGCACAUGCAUUUGCUGCUGCUGGAAGGGGGUUGUUGCCUAGGCAACUAUAGACUCCUUUGCUACAAUUACUUGCUUGUUUCAGCAAGGAUAAACAAAGUUUCAUCACGUUGUAAAGAGUCCAUGUAACUACGGAAACGGACUCAACCGCACAAAUGCCCUGCUGUCCUGUCUUCAGUCAGCAGUUUGUUUUUCUAAAUGCUCAUGACUGUUAUUCAUCCAUAAACGUUGGUUACAAAAUUAUACGGUAAUUAUGCCAUCCCUAUUUCCUUCGUCACCUGGAGGCGGUUUCUCAGUUCUGUUUUUUAUUUUAGACAGGGUUGAAAAUGAAAAACCGAAGGAAAAAAGGGAAUGAAAAUGGAAAGAAAUGAGAAGAUGAGUGUUUCCCCUUUGUAGCCUGGCAGACCUGUGUGGGUGGGUGGGUGUCUGUGGGUGUCUCUGUGUGGGUGUGUGGCUGCGACUGUUGUGUGUGUGUGUAGACGGGUAGCGUCAGCUCCCCACAGAUAGGAUCAGACUACAUAAUGAGAUGCCUGGGCAAUCGACUCUCAGAUCGACACUUUGAGGAGUGUGAUAAGGAAAGGCAGACUGAUGGAUACGCAGGCAGAGUGAAGGGCGCCGUAUGUGUGUGAGAACGAGCGCCAGACUGAAGGGCACAAUGCCUCAACUCUGAGACGUGAUCAGGUCUGUUUGGAACGCACUCGCACUCUCAUCCCUCUCUCUGUCUCCCCACAGACAAUAUGGUGGACAAGACCAAGGUGCAGACCAGUGAGGCCAAGGCCAUAGAGCUGGAGAAAAAGGUGAAAUACACACACACACACACACACACACACACAGAGGAUUGUAAUGAGAUUCUCUCCGUGCUCAUCUCUCCCUGACACAUAACUACCAGUCUAAAUAAGAAAGAGGAGAAUGAAUACACGCAUGCCUGACCGCUUCCUGAUGGAGAACACACGCACACACACACACACAAUGAGGGGGUAAGUGCUGUGAUUGCGGAGGUUUCUACCCUGGUGCCCCCCCCCCCCCCCCCCCCCCCCCAAUAUUUUUUUUUAAAACUAAACUAUCCCCAUCACACACGCAUGCACGUACACAUGCUGGCAUUCUGUCCCAUUAAAUGCAAACCCACAUAAUCAUACCCAUUCCAUGCUAAUAUGGACUACCACACUCAGUGUCUGCCACUGACCAAACACACGUUGGUUGAUAGGGUAGUUGCUGGCAGGAUUAGGGAUGAGACUGUCAGUAAGAUGAGGAAAACUAGUGUCUGCAAGUUAAACCAAACCAGCUGUGUGUGUGAACGUAUGUUUGAGAAUUUAAGAACGUGUGUUUGUGUUCUUUUCAAAUCAAGUUUUAUUUGUCACAUGCGCUGAAUACAACAGUGAAAUGCUUACUUACAAGCCCUUAACCAACAAUGCAGUUUUAAGAAAGAAUACAAAAAAAUAAAUCACACAAAAAUACGAAAUAAAAGUAACAAAUAAUUCAGUGGACACUAAGCUGUGUGUUUUAACCCUGUAAACUCAUGUUGCUCAAUAACUGGACAUUGAGCUAUGUGCAUUUAACAAGCCUUUAUACACAUUUUGUUGCCUGACUCUUAACUAUCUUUCCUGUAGCUGGAUGCAGAGCUGACGGCGCGCCAUGAGCUGCAGGUAGAGCUGAAGAAGAUGGAGGGAGACUAUGAACACAGAGUCCAGGAGCUGGCUGCUGAGAAGGAGACUCUGGGCUCUGAGAAACAGGAGAGAGAGAGCGAGAACCAGACCUUACUGGGACAGAUCAACACGUUGAAAGAGCAGGUACACACUCACUCAGAAAACCAGAGCUCAAACUUACAUUACUCUAGCAAUAAGAGCACAAUAGAACACUCUAAACUCCCCUUGACCAAUAUGAACAGAGGAGAAAGUCAUGAGCGCUUCAACGGCAAGUAGCUCAAAAAAAGUGUUAGACUCAACUGACACAAAGAGAGAUGGGAGGGAGAGGAGGAGGAGGAUGAAAGGAGGGAGGAAGAGAGCGAGGGAAGAGAAGUGUCCACCAGCUGGACCCUGCCUCAUAGUGACACACAGAGCAUGUACCGAACAGCUCAUCUGACACAUACAACCCACUCCAGUCCACACACACCAAUCUGCACACAUCUCUGUGUGUGUGUGUACGUGCAUGUGUGUUUGUCCUCUUAAGUGUGUGUCUGAUGGAGCCACACAGACCUGGACAGGUCCCUUCCCCAACAGGCUGAGGCCAGCAGAAUCAUCUCAUGGUCUCUCACACACGUCCAACUGUUUGUCCCCACAUCAACACACAUAUCAAAGACCCUCUCAUCAACAGAUCAUUGACUCCCCCCUCCAUUUAUAGGUUGCCGCUGAUGCUACACAGAAGUUAACACACUUGAAUAGUGCAUUGAGAAAUGUUGAAACGGUUCAUUACUGUUCGCAAAACAAUGUCCAUACAGGCUAGAACAUUUUUACAAUGCAAGACGAUACCGGUAGCUUCCACCUUUAAUUGCAGGCUAACUUUCCUUGCUAGAUUACAGCUGAAGCAACAUCAGUUCACUACCCUAGUACUUUGUGAUAAUAUGCAAACCAUAACGCAACAUAUGGCCUCCCGAGUGGUGCAGUGGUCUAAGGCACUGCAUCGCAGUGCUAGCUGUGCCACUAGAGACCCUGGUUCGAAUCCAGGCUCUGUCGUAGCCGGCCGCGACCGGGAGACCCAUGGGGCGGUACACAAUUGGCCCAGCGUCGUCCAGGGUAGGGGAGGGAAUGGCCGGCAGGGAUGUAGCUCAGUUGGUAGAGCAUGGCGUUUGCAACGCCAGGGUUGUGGGUUCGAUUCCCGGGGGGGGGCAGUAUGAAAAAUAUAAAUAAAAUAAUGUAUGCACUCACUAACUGUAAGUCGCUCUGGAUAAGAGCGUCUGCUAAAUGACUAAAAUGUACAAAUAUGCUGAUUUCAAAGUUGAUUGUCACAAAAAUAUUUAUCAAUUAUCUUCGUCUCCCUCGCCCUCCCGUCUGGUUUCCAGUAGAUUCCAUAGCCACAAAGUCAGAUUCCACAGCCAUGUUCUGGCUCACAAAUGUAAUUACUUUCUUAAAGAGACAGUGCAUACUUUUAUAAAAAGAGAUUGCUUCUUCUAUGCAAAUGUUGUUGAUAUAUUCUCCUAGCAGUUGCCAAUACAAUAAGUCUUAAAUGAAAGGGAUUGUUUGUCAUCUGGAGACCCAUGAAAUUAUCUAAAACAAGCUCAAUAACUCAAUGCAUGCACACACUCCUAUUGAAUAAUAUGCAUUCACCUGUAUUGUGAAUAGACCUAGGCUACAUCUUGAUUUACCCAGUUUGUCAAUAGAAAUUUACCUUUUCAAAUGAAUUAUUUAUAUUUUUGUUUUGUAGUUAGAUUGGUAAAAAUAAAGUCAAAUAGAUUUUAUGAUUUGUAUAAUUGAUUCAUUAUACAUGGCUGUCUCAAAAAAUGCCCAACCAUUGAACAGAGCAGUAGCUGAGUUUAUCUGUCUGAAUAAAGUGCCAUUCUGUGACUUUGGCUGGUGUCGUUUUGGUAUUGAGUAUCGCGAUGGUAUCGAGUAUCGUGAUACUAAACCUGGUAUCGGUAUCAAAGUAAAAAUUCUGGUAUCUUGACAACACUAUUCACAUGUAGAGAUCUCUCACUCUCCCCCCGUAUGAGGCUGUGCCCACCCCUUCAUGUGACUGAAUGCUCAUAAGGACAGCCAGAGUUUAGUGAGGAGCAAUUCUCUGUCCCUCAGUCACAAGAACAUGUUGGCAGACACACACUCAAGCGCACGUACACACAUACACACACACACACACACACACACACACACACACACACACACACACACACACACACACACACACACACACACACACACUCAUUAGAAAGACAGAAAAUGAUGUCUUCUCUCAUGGUUUAGUAGUAUAGUACUUUCGUACAGUAAAGUAAAUCUCUUCUAACUAAUAUAUUUUUCUCUUCCUCUAUCCAUCCUCUGUCUCUCCAUCCCCCUUUCCCUCUCCAGAUAGAGAAGCUCAGUAAGGAUCUGGAGGAGGCCAAGACCAGAGUUGUCACGGUCCAUGUCCCAGUUGGCCCUGCUCCACCCACUGCCCCCCCUCUCCCAGGCACACCUUCCCUCCCAGGGCAAGCUAACAUGCCCCCUCCUCCUCCUCCCCUACCCGGCCAAGCACUCCUCCCUUCCCCCCCUCAAGCACCUCCUCUACCGGGCAUGCCCGGCCCCCCUCCACCACCACCCCUACCAGGGAUGUGCGGUCCCCCACCACCCCCACCUCUCCCUGGGAUGCCCGGGCCCCCUCCACCACCACCCCUACCAGGGAUGUGCGGUCCCCCACCACCCCCACCUCUCCCUGGGAUGCCCGGUAUGCCACCUCCCCCUCCUCCCCUCCCUGGUGGUCCUGGUAUGCCCCCUCCACCCCCUCCUGCACCUGGCAUGGGCAUGCCCCCUCCGCCUCCUGGUAUGGGGGGCUGGGGAGCCCCUGUGCCACCCCCUCUGCCCUUCGGCCUGGCGCCCAAGAAGGAGUACAAGCCUGAGGUGCAGCUGAAGAGAGCCAACUGGAGCAAGGUGAGGAUGGGAGCGUGACGGUGUGAGCGAGAAAAUGAAUGUGUGUUUGUGAGUCAGGUUUCUUUUUCAUGAGAGCAUGAGCCUUUAUUAGUGUGCCCAAUCAUAGGAGUCAAUAGAACAACAACAACAACUUAGUUCUUGUCAGUGUGUGUGAGUGAAUACUAAGACUGUGACCAUAUGUGACUGUGAGUGUGUAUGACUACAUGCGUGUAUGUGAUUGUGUCUCUGUUCCAUGUUGUCGUCCUCCUUCUCAUCUGCGAUGGUUAAAACAUCAAAACGGCCCUCUGUCUCUCUUUAGCCUAAAGCUACUGUUUAAUGGCUUCAGCUGAGUUCAUCAGCGUUUAGUCUCUCUCUCCCCCCCCUCUGUUCUCUCUGUUCGUUCGACGGGGUUGGUGAGAGGCCUUUGACGAGGAUGUCACAGAAAUUGCUUUUUAAUAAGGCUGCUUCUUUUAACUGCGCUGGUGAAAGAUAAUUAAAUUGCUGCUAGAAAGGACAGCAUUCUUUUGUAAUUUAAAUUACUAUUUUUUUUUUUUCCUCCUCGGCCCUUCAGCCCCUGUAUCACAUUCCCCCUCCCUCACCCCCACACCCCCUCCCAGAGGCAUCUUUCGUAAUGAAAGGCUCAUAUCUGUGAAGUUACUACCUCUCCUCUGAUCCUCCCUCUCUUUCCUCUCUCUCUCUCACUUCCCCGUUCUCUCUCUUCUUUGCUCUGCUCCUUGAUGAGAGAACCAAAGGGGGAGAGAGAUGGAAAAAAGGCACUUAAUUGUGAGGCGGUGGUGUUGAUGGUUGAAAGAGAGAAAGUGAGCGCUGUAGCGAUGGAGGAAAAAAGAGAGGGAGAGAGGAGGAUAAAGGGAAUGGAUUCCUUUCUCUCCCUCUCUGUUUCUCUCUCUCUUUCUCUCUCUCUCUCUCUCUGUGUGACACGGCUAGUUGUGUGAAGCAAAUGCCUUUUGUGUGGAGGAGAAUGAGGAUCAGGGAAAAUGACUACUUCUGUCCUCCUUCCUCUCCUCCUCUUUGUGUCUCUCUCCAACACCUCCUUUAGCACCCCGGCUCUCUUGUUCUCUUUUUCUCUUUCUUGCUUUCUUUCUCUGUCCAUCUCUCGCUUGAUUGCUGUAUAGAUGGAUGAAUAAUUUUUUGCAAAAUUGGAUGAAAGGAUUCAGAAGGCAUUUAUCUUUCUCACUACCCCCCUCUUUCUUUCUCUCUCCCUCCCUGUUAUACAGAUUGGAUAUGAGGAUCUGUCUGAGUGCAGUUUCUGGACAAAGGCCAAAGAGGAUCGCUAUGAGAACAACGAGCUCUUUGCCAAACUCACCCUGGCCUUCUCCUCCCAGACCAAGAGUGAGUGUCAGCCCAUGCACGUGUCUGUGUGUGCACGUGUGUACCAUUGCUCGUGUGUCCGUGCCUGUCGGCAGUGCGCUUGUGUCUCUAAAGUUGGCUUACUGAUGAGGAUUGUCUUCUUUUUUUUUCACCUCCUCACCCCUCUCACUCCCCCCCCCACCCCCCCCCAACCCCACCCCACCCGCUUUCCAUGUCCAUUCCAUCCAUCCAACAGCCUCCAAAGGUAAGAACACAUACAUUAUGUUGCGUGCAAGGACUGUUGUGUGUGUGUGUGCGUUCCAAAGAGCUCUACUGCUGCUUGUGAGUGUGUAUGAGUGAGCUUGUCCGUUCUGGCUGUGAGUUGUCUCAUUCUCCAAGAGACAGUGUGCUCCCUAGGUGAGAUGGAUUGGGUUUUGGGGAUGAGAGAAGAAAGGAGGGAGGGAGAAGAGGAGGAAGAGAUGGACAGAGGGAAGAGAGGAGGAAGAGAUGGACAGAGGGAAGAGAGAGAUGGACCGAGGGAAAGAGGCAAGUAGAGGGAGAAGAGAUGGCAGAAGAGGGAAGAGAUGGGGAAGAGGCUCGGAAGAAGAUGGACAGAGGGAAGAGAAGUAG
This is a messenger RNA of Coregonus sp. 'balchen', 24292 nucleotides long. The record is from the annotation of a GenBank genome assembly. NCBI's taxonomy places the organism in Eukaryota, Metazoa, Chordata, Actinopteri, Salmoniformes, Salmonidae.